This is a messenger RNA of Papilio polytes (common Mormon), 897 nucleotides long. Its product is annotated as endoglucanase-like. Lineage: Eukaryota; Metazoa; Arthropoda; Insecta; Lepidoptera; Papilionidae. The coding region runs from base 370 to 897 and encodes 175 amino acids. The transcript has a single exon. The record is from RefSeq and is a predicted model, not a curated record.
GUAAUGAAUUAUGUUAGUAUUAUUAAUGAGUUGCAUACAUUAUUCAUGUGUAGAAAGCCACGGUUAAUUUCAUUGGUAGAUUUAUUUAACCGAUAUCAGUAAGCAGAACGUUUUUCCGCUUCCCCAUUGAGACACGCGUUGCAAAAUGAAGACGACAAAACGCUGUCAUUGCGACUUUAAAACGUUUACAUGAAAGGAUAAAAGUAAGAGACAAAUCUGCAACAUUUUUUUUAAAUAUGAACACUAAAGUUUUAUUUAAAUGAUUAUUAUUUUCCAGUGAAUUCAAAUACUCAAUUCAGAGUAUUCCUGUUAAUUAUUUCCACUGUUAAUACUAAGGUUAACGCAUACCAUCCAGAUAAUGACCCUCUAAUGUUCAUUGCCAAUCCAGUAGAGGCCAAUAUGCCGGGACAUUGGAUUCCUUUAAGCAUACUCAAAGUUAUGUUAGAAGGGACAACAAAGAUGGUAACUCAAAAGGAUAAGCUGUCAGAUUAUGUAACAGACACACCUCGCCCGACUAAAAAGAUCGAAGUAGUUACAAAGGCAGAAGUAACUAGUGAGAUCACCGCAGCACCGACUGAGGCACCUACAGAUCCUCCUUCUGAAGCACCCACUGAAGUAACUACAGACGCGCAGACUGAAGCACCUACAGAAGUGCCGACUGAAGCGCCAACUGAAGCACCAACUGAAGCACCAACUGAAGCGCCAACAGAAGCGCCAACUGAAGCGCAAACAGAAGCACCUACCGAAGCGCCUACCGAAGUACCUACUGAAGCGCCUACCGAAGCACCUACCGAAGCGCCUACCGAGGCACCUACAGAAGCUCCAACUGAACCACCGACAGAGCGUAAGAAGCCUGUUCGCAAAAAACCUAGAGAUGAUCACGAAAAUCUAUCUUAG